Cadophora gregata is the source of this 1533-nucleotide messenger RNA. RefSeq lists its product as uncharacterized. The transcript has a single exon. Lineage: Eukaryota; Fungi; Ascomycota; Leotiomycetes; Helotiales; Ploettnerulaceae. The record is from RefSeq and is a predicted model, not a curated record. Bases 453 to 1265 code for a protein of 270 amino acids. Gene Ontology annotation, biological process: kinetochore assembly; mitotic sister chromatid segregation. Gene Ontology annotation, cellular component: nucleus.
UGACCUUGGUCCAUUCUUCUAAACGCGCUACCUGUGUUGUCGCGUAACACGGAAAGAGCAAAGAGUGACGGACGGACGAUCAAACUUGUUCACGGAGAGCCGCCUCAGGAUCCCAGCAAACCAAUGGUGUUCUAAUUCUGCAUUGCUCUAUAUUUGGCAGCUUUCUAAUCAUCAUUUCUUGUGCCAGUGUCCCUACUGUCACCGCCCAAGAACUAUGGAGGAUCCACAGCUGCAGCGCAGUGCAAGCUCCUAUGCAACGCGUCUGGACAGGACCCUUGAUGCCCUUCAGGCCAGAGUGAAGGAGCAAGAGGCUCUUCUAGAAGAAGUUAAUAACACUCUACCCAUUCUAGAGCAUUUAGCAACUAACAUUGAAUCAGCUCCGAGCCUCUACGUAUACGUCCACCCUUCAAGCUGAACCAGCAGCGGAUCCUAAGAGUCAUUUGCAGCAUUUGAUGGCCCUCAAGUCUGCCUACGAGUCUCUUACUCCAUCGCAGCCAUGGCUCCUCUCACGCGAUUCUCUCGUUCCAGGACUACUUGCCUUGCGGGACUCCGACAGAGUUGCCAAUGGUAGCCAGCAAGCCAUAGUUCACAAGGAAGUUACAAUCAAGGCUACCCAGCAGCGACUGGACCAGCAACAGAGUGACCUGAAUGACGCCGAAUUGAUGCAGGCCGAGAUGGUGGGAAGGAUAUCAAGACUUGAGGAGCAAAUCAACCAGCAAACAAAACAGUCACCAAUUCAGACUGCCAAAGAAAUGAUUCGAGCAAUGAAAAAAAGAAAGCAAUAUUACGACACGGAGACGGGAAGGCUAGUGAAAGCAUUCAACGCAUUUAUUGAUGAUCAUCUUGCGGCAAUGCUUGCUGUGGAAGAGCUCGGAGGUCCUAUUGUUGGGGAAAUACCGGAAAUAGAUGAGGAGAUGCUAGAAGGUGGUUUCAGUGCACAAGGACGGCUGAAGAAGGCAAAACCUAGCGAGGACAAGCGGCAGCGCCGUAUCGAUCAGAUCUGGGGACCGAGACCCGUCGAGAACGAUGACAUGAAGGAGCCGUGGGACGAAAAACACGCAGCGGCUGCAGAGAUGAGAGACUUGACAGAGGAGCUUCUGAACAGCCUGGUCGAAGCCAAGGGACACGGACCCGGUGCAUAUAUUGACCUUCAGAGAGAGUCUGCUGCUGCAAGGUUUCUCGUUAGGUCGAAAGUUGCCCAAUUCCACCCGAGAGACGCUAAGAAGCUUCGAUUGAUUGAUUUUGGAGGCGAAAUAGACGACUGAGUGAAUGGAAAUGACUGCACCAAGCAGAGACUACCUGACUAUACAAGGAACAUCUACAGACAUCAGAAGCUGUGAGUAUUUCGCGACUACCACUAAGGAAAUUAACGCCACAAGUCUUCUAGCUCCCUCUCAACACCUGAAGUCGGGUACAUAGGUAGUUGAAGACAGCGCGAUAUUUCCAGAAUUCACGUGACAAUACAGCAUUGUGGAGAGCUACUCCAUCGCUGCGCUGUGGAACCCCGAUUUAAAAUAUUCCAGACAUAGUUCA